Molecule: messenger RNA, 1707 nt
Organism: Entrophospora sp. SA101
Lineage: Eukaryota; Fungi; Glomeromycota; Glomeromycetes; Entrophosporales; Entrophosporaceae
Source: the annotation of a GenBank genome assembly
AUGGAAAAUAUAGAAAUUAGGGAAACAUACUGUCAACCUUAUGUUCUCAUUGAAACUGGUAAACUUCCAGUGAUAAAGGAAACUCGUGGAAACAAAAAUAAAAAACCAAGAAUGGAAGUUAUUAGCAAUGGUAGUGGCAUUGGGUGUGAUUCAGAUUUUCAAGAAGUUGAGCUAUUUAAAGAAAAUAUUACAGGCUUUGUUUAUGAUAAGCGUAUGCGCUUCCACUCAAAUAAUUUUGAUAAACACCAUCAUCCAGAAGAUCCUAAUAGAAUUACUACAAUAAAAAACACUUUAGAAAAAGCUGGCUGUUAUAAAAAAAUGAAGCAUAUUAAUGCAAGAGAGGCUACAAAACAAGAAAUUUGCCUUGCACAUACUGAUGAGCAUUGGAGUUUGAUAAAGAAGACUUCAGCCUUAUGCUCUAGUCUUUCAGCUGGUGGAGUAAUUGAAUUGUGUAAAGCAGUUGUUUCUGGAGAUGUUUCAAAUGGCUUUGCAAAUGUAAGGCCUCCUGGACAUCAUGCUGGAAUAAGUAAUGGAACACAGCAAAUAUUUUAUAAUGAUCCAGAUGUAGUUUAUUGUUCUUUACAUCUUUAUCAAAAUGGGUCUUUUUACCCUAAUAAAAAGCAAGCAGAUUAUAUGUAUGUUGGUGGAGAAAAUGCUUUAGGAAAAACAAUAAAUAUACCAUGGCCUUGCCCUGGUAUGGGUGAUAGUGAAUAUUUAUAUGCAUUUAACAAUGUUGUAAUGCCAAUAGCCUAUGAGUUUGCUCCUGACAUAGUAUUAGUUUCUGCUGGAUUUGAUGCAGCUAAAGGUGAUACAAUUGGAAAAAAUUUUGUAACUCCAAACGGAUUUGCACACAUGACUCAUAUGUUAAAGUCUUUAGCAAAUGGAAAGAUAGUUUUAGCUUUAGAGGGUGGCUAUAAUUUGAAUUCACUAUCUAAUUGUGCAUUAGCUUGUGUAAAAGUAUUACUUGGUGAGCCACCUGGCCAAUUGGAAAAAUUAAAACCUAGAAAAGAAUGUAUAGAAAUCAUUCAUCAAAUAAUACGCACGCAAUCAAAAUAUUGGAAAACACUAAUCCCUCGAUAUGUCAACAUUUCAGAAGAGAAAUAUGAAAUGAUGAGUCUUCCUCUUAUAUUGGAUAAUAAAUUAAAUGUGGAAUUUUCAAAAUCUGUUUGUUGCAGUUAUAACUUGUUUAAAAAAGAUGUUUUAUUUCUAUUUGUUCAUGAUAUGCCUGAAUUUAGAGCUGACACAACUGCAAUGUCAAAUUUACUAAAUGCUUAUGGAUCACAUAUGAUUAAUACUGUAUAUCAGUAUUUUGAUGUCAUUGUAAAAAAAAAAGGUUAUGGGAUAAUAGAUAUUGAUGUACCCUCAUUAACAAUAAAUUCAGAAACUGGAAUUCAAGAACUUAAAGAUUUAUUAUUAUAUAUAUGGAAUAAAUAUAUUAUAAUGAAUCUAUAUCAAUUUAAAAAUAUUAUCAUAAUUGGUUCAGGAAAAGGGUGUCAAAGUUUAGCUAAUUUCUUAAGUUUUAUAGAAAGCUUAUUAUGUGUGUUAUUAAUCCCGGGGCUAACUGAUGUUCCAUCCAUUUCAAAUAAUUGCGAAUUAAUUGAUUGGUAUAACAAAAUUUCCUAUGUAUUUUUGCCUUCAAAUCAUGAUUAUUGGAAUAAUGAGCCUAAAAAAGAAUGUGGAAAUUGUAUCAAUGUAGAUGGUAAAUGA